GUCGAGUCACAGUAAAGGAAAAUGGGAUCAGUUGGAGACAUCUACCAAGCACAGCGUGCCAAGGGACCAGCCACAGUGCUGGCCAUCGGCACAGCCAAUCCAUCACAUGUCAUUUACCAGACUGGCUUCCCAGACUACUACUUCAGAACCACAAAGAGUGAGCACAAGGUCGAGUUGAAUGAGAAGUUCAAGAGAAUUUGUGAAAAAUCUUGUAUUACAAAACGCCACACCUUCUUAACAGAAAAAAAGCUAGAAGCAAAUCCCCAACUAUGCAACCCCACUGCUGCAAGCCUAGAUGCAAGGCAAGAUAUUAUGGUGGCUGAAGUACCUAAAUUGGCCAUGGAAGCUGCAACCAAAGCCAUUAACGAAUGGGGUCAAUCCAAAUCAAAGAUCACACACAUUGUAUUCACUACCAUUUCUGGUGUUGAUGCACCUGGUGUGGACUUUCAACUCAUCAGACUUCUUGGCCUUUCCCCAACUAUCCGUCGCGUAAUGAUGUAUCACCUAGGUUGCUAUGGUGGUGGCUCUGUGCUUCGUGUUGCUAAAGAUCUUGCUGAGAACAAUAAAGGUGCUCGUGUCCUUGUGGUUUGCUCAGAAUUAAAUUCUAUUAGUGGCUUUACUGGUCCAAAUAUUGCAGAUUUGCAUGGUCUGUUAGGGCAAGCAAUCUUUGGAGAUGGUUCUGCAGCUUUAAUAGUUGGUGCUGAUCCUGACAUGUCUGUUGAGCGUCCACUGUUCCAGCUCUUCUCAACAAGUUCUACUAUUCUUCCAGACUCAGAAGAGAUGGUUACAGCUCAUUUACGUCAAUCAGGUCUUGCAAUAAGUUUGUCUAGAGAUGUGGCGAAAACUAUUGCUGCAAAUCUUGAGAAAUGUUUGGUGGAAGCAUUUAGCAAGAUUGGUGUUAGUGAUUGGAAUUCUAUCUUUUGGGUAACUCAUCCUGGUGGUCCAGCAAUUCUCGACUUGAUUGAAUAUACACUUAGGUUGAAACAAGAGAAACUGAAGGCAUCAAGGAAAGUUUUGAGUGAGUUUGGUAAUAUGUCUAGCCCUACAGUGUUGUUUAUUUUGGAUGAGAUGAGGAAGAAAUCUAUGGAAGAAGGGAAAACAACAACUGGUGAUGGUUUUGAUUGGGGUGUGCUGUUAGGGUUUGGACCAGGUUUGACUGUGGAGACUGUUGUGUUGCGAAGUGUCCCUAUUGGUUCAAACAAUUAAGCAAGUGUAGUG
Telopea speciosissima is the source of this 1218-nucleotide messenger RNA. RefSeq names its product chalcone synthase 2-like. The record is from RefSeq and is a predicted model, not a curated record. The coding region runs from base 22 to 1206 and encodes 394 amino acids. The transcript is spliced from 3 exons. Lineage: Eukaryota; Viridiplantae; Streptophyta; Magnoliopsida; Proteales; Proteaceae. Gene Ontology annotation, biological process: polyketide biosynthetic process. Gene Ontology annotation, molecular function: acyltransferase activity, transferring groups other than amino-acyl groups.